Molecule: messenger RNA, 891 nt
Organism: Malassezia sympodialis ATCC 42132
Lineage: Eukaryota; Fungi; Basidiomycota; Malasseziomycetes; Malasseziales; Malasseziaceae
Product: RTA1 domain-containing protein
Cellular component (GO): membrane
Source: RefSeq, a predicted model, not a curated record
AUGCUACAAGAUGCUGGAUUCAACUUGUAUGGAUACGUACCAAAUAUGGCAGCCAACAUCAUCAUGUUGGUUGUGUUUGCGCUAUCAACAAUCGUCCAUUUCUUGCAAGUUGUCCGAUAUCGGCAAUGGUGGCUCCUGUUGUUGCCAGUGGGUACAUUGGCAGAAGUAGGUGGCUAUAUUCCGCGACUUAAGGGUCACUACCAUCCAACUCUGCGUGAUCCCUACGUGGCAACAAUGUGUCUGUUAAUCAUUACCCCCUGUUUGUUUGCGGCCGUUCAUUUCACCGUUUUAGGUCGCAUGUGCACGCUUUUCCCUCGCAAGUACACAUUGGUUCGCCCUGUUUUGGUGAUGCCCUUUUUUGUCACAGUGGAUGUGGCAUCUUUGGUAAUCCAGGGAGUAGGUGCAGCUAACGCUGGUACGAGUGACAGUGCCGAGGCUGCCGAAUCCGGAUCAACUAUCGCAGCUGUGGGUGUUGGUGUCCAGCUAGCUGGGUACUUACUAUUUUUCGUUUUAUUCUCUAUAUUCUACUACCGCAUCCGACGUGAUCCCCCUCCCGGUUUGUCUCAAAUGCACACAUUGAUGAUUGCCACUAUGAUUUCUAGUGGUUGGAUCAUUUUGCGAUCUAUUUACCGUCUUAUUGAGAUGGGAGAAGGAUGGGAUGGUGUGAUUAACAACACAGAAUGGUGCUUGUUCGUGUUCGAUGCUGUUUUGGUGUUCUUUGCAGUUACAGUUUACAACAUUGUUCACCCUGGCAAAUAUCUACCCAAAAAGUUUUCUUGGAACUACAACCCUGACAAGGACGGUAUCUGGUGGGAAAACAAAAACGAAAACGAACUCGAGUCGCCCCCCGUUGCGUAUCCAGAAAAGCCUCUUCCUGUUAAGGAAGUGUGA